GCAAUUGUUGUUGUUUUGGUUAUACUUGAAGCGAUAUUUAGGGUUUAUUAAAUUCAUGAUAUAAUACGUUGAAGGUUUAUAAAGAGGAAUGAAUAAGAACGGACGGUGACCAAGUCGGAGCAAUUUGGGAAUUAUUUCCCAUUGGAAAUAUGUCGACGAAAGUUCUCAACGUAUUAGAGAACAGAGGCAGCAAAAAAUACAAGUUUCUGAAGAAAAAGGAUAGAUUGAACCUGGUAAACAUUGGAGAAUAUAGACCUUGGACAGAACCGGUCCGUCAAGAAAAACUUAAAAAACCAAAUUUUACUUUCUUCAGAGAGGCUUUGGACUAUUGGUCAGAACUGGACGUUUCUGCAGACUUUGUCAGUUUUCGGCAGAAGACAAACCUCUAUGGUCAUUCUUUAUCACUAUUGUUAGCGAAACGUAGACGUACUGUGAAACUUUUGUUGAAUAGAUUACGUAAGAGACCGAGAACUAUUGCAUUUCAGAGUCUAUGUGGUUGUCUUCUUGCUUUUGUGAGAGAUAUCAGACACCGCUUCGUGGAGUAUAUUCCUGUAACUUGGAAGGUUUUAUCGGAAUUUAUGGACUUUGAAAGCGAAGAAAUAAUGUCUUGUAUAUUCUCUACAUUGAAUAGCCUCGGAAAAAUCUUAUGGGAACCCAUGUUGAAGCAGUUUCCGAAGACUUGGAAUCUCUGGAAGCCCUUCAUUGUACACAAGACAAGUCAAGUCAGAGUGUUGGCUGCUCAGUGUUUUGGUUUUGUCCUUAGAAAAGGAAUUGUGGAAGAUAUGCUCCCGAAUAUGAUAACUCAAAUAUUCCAAGAAGUAACAGUUCCUUCCCUAGAGUCUAUUAAAUGCAGAGAAAUGCUUCAACGUACUGUCGAUGGAGUUUGUGAGAGUUUUAUACAAAUCUUAGUAUCACCUAUCGGAAAGCAAUUGUUAUCAAAGUCUGACUUGGUUUUGAAGACAUUACUACAACAAGCAUUCAUGGACAACGAAUGUUUUGCUUGUUCUGGGUUUUUUGUUUUGCAGCAAUUGUUUGUAAAGAUUUUGAAGCAAAUUCCCUAUUCAGGAACGCAGUGGUUGUUCGUGCAUUUAUUAGACUUUUUGAAGUAUGACUUACUUUCCAAUGAGGUAGUUAUAGUGAAUAAUAUAGAAAACAAGUCUUCAUGUCGCUUUCCUUACUUUUUGUCUAUAUGUUUGAUGGGCUUUUGUUGUUUGAAUGACUUUUCCCAUGUCAUUACUAUCGAUAACAUUUGGAAUGCUUUUCAAUCGAUACUUCAAAUGACGGACAUCAUCACUGAAAGCUAUGUCAUGGAUGCUUUUUCUUAUUCUUGUCUAUUUUAUUCUUUGGAAAAUUUGCUGUUACUUUUGGCAAACGAGGAUGCAUCUCAGUUGAACAUUCUUUGGAGUCAGUUGAUGGAACAGUAUAUUCGAAAUGCAUACUUUCCUCUUUUUCUGAAGAGAAUGAUUGUAUCUAUAUCUUAUCAUUCGAAGCUUAUCAAUAUUUUUUGCCAUAAUAGUUUAUAUUUAUAUUGGGAACGAUUCAAAGUUUGUCCAGAGAAUGAACUUUAUUGGCAAGUUCUUUUGGCUCUUUGUAAACAACAUGUAGAGAUUGACGUUGGUAUCGACGUGAUUCAACAGCUCUUUACAUCUGCGUUAUCCUAUCUUUCCAAUCAUACAAGUGAAAUGUCAUUGUUUAGGUCGUUGCUUGACAUUUGUUGUGAGAUACGAAAUGACAGAAUGUUGAGAGAAUGGGAAUCGUUUCUUGAGAAGUAUUAUUUAAAGAAUGGACAAGUAGACUCCUCUUCGAAAUGGUUAAUGUCACGAGUAUGUUCAAAAAUGCUGAUUUCCGGUUGUUCUUUGAGUAGUUGGUUUCAUGAAUGGAUUCAAGAGCUGGUUUUCCUAGAAGAUGAAGUAGAGAUGCAAGUCCUACGAGCAUCUUUGAUUUCCCUACAGACACAUGGUGUAUUAUGCAAGAAAACAAGAGUUUCUUUCAACUUGAAGGAAAUUGCUCCCAAUCAUUUGUUAAAGUGCCUACUAUUUGCUUCUAUCAAGAAACGACAAGUGGUUUUGGAAUUGUUGUCAACUAUUGGCAAGUGGGUUGAAUGGAAGGAUUGUUCCGUGUUCGAGUUGAUUUUUGCUGUUGAGAAUGUACCAAAGAUUCCAACAUAUGUUUCAGAGUCACUUCUAAAAACUCAACGUGUCAUUGACUAUUUGCAAUAUCAAAGAAAAGGAUUGACCUCUAUUGCAGAUAGUUCACCCGUUAUGUACGUAUUGUGUUUUGAAACUCUGACGUGGUUACGAUGUGAAUUAUCACCUGUGCAACCAAAUAUUUACGAAAUAUGGAAACACUUGUGUAGACUGUGUCCGAAUGCGGUGUUGUUUGCAGUGAAACAAGUAUUGUCGAUGGAUUUGUCACAAAUAACGAAGGAACCCCGGACAUUAGAGGAACAUAUAUCUUCAGUCAUGUGUACCGAACAUUCGCAAAUACAAAACGCCAUUUUUCAAUGGAUUCAAUUGAACCAGAAGCAUUUCAAGUCUUUCAUAUUCUAUUAUGAAGCCUUAAAAAGUCUCCUUGAGAAUGGCCAAAAUUCGAACGAUUCUAAAGUAAUGGAGUUUUCAGAUAUAAUAGAAAGUGAAUGCAAGGAAAAAGAUUGGUUAGAUGAAAGAAUGAAUUUUAAUUCUUGGCAUAUUCAAUUGUUGAAAGCAAUAGAAGCAACGCUUCCUGAUAGCGAAAUCAUCGCAUUGCAUCUUUUGAAGAGUUUUUUUAUGAUUGUGGUUGGCAGAAAUGCUGCUAAGAACGCUUUCGCAGAAUGGAGUUUCAAGUUGAUGGAACGCUAUUUAUCGCUUUUCUUGUGUUGUCAUAAGGAACAACAUCGUUUGACAACAUUUGCAGAAUGGGUAAAAGACAAUUAUCAAGCCAUUGAAGACCGACUCUUAUCAGUAAUUGUAAGUGGUAAAGGUAAUACUCAACAAUUGGCAUUAUCAUGUCAAGUUCGUUGUAUGCAGCCUUUUUUGUCAUCAUAUGAAACUUGGUUAAUUCGUUUGCAAAGUUCAAAGCAUUUUAAGGACGUUUAUACUCAUUUCUUUGCGGCAUUAUUUCAGAAUGUGAGCAUUCAGAUGCUGGGAACAUCGGAAAGUUCGUUAUCCAUUCAAACCUCACAUUUAGUGGAAAUCAAAAAGUUGGUUCUUCAGAUAUUACUUGGAAAGUUGAAUGAUAUUACUGAAAAAGCUAAACUUGAAACCAAUGUUUUGACCUUACUUUCAGGGUUUAGAGAACCUGACGAUGUGAACCUUCUUUGGCGUUUGUUAUGGCAACCUUUAUUAGAUUGUAUGGGUCUUGACCAAGUAGAGGAGGUACUCGAGCGCAUAGAUGAUAUUCCUUGGAAUGAUAAACUUCGUUUCAGUAUUUGUUUGGAGAAAAUACAGAAAGCCAUUCCUCUUUCUUUAUUUGCGCUGAACAUGCGAGAAACUUUGCAAAGGUGGUGCAUUGGUUGUUUAUACCGUACUCAAGAUGGAAAUGUCUUUAUGGAGAGUAACAAAGGAAUUAGACAUCAACUUCGGUCAGUCAGUCUCUAUCUCUUAUCUUCUAUCAUAGACUCUUCCUUGCCUCUUUCAGAGUUCAUGAUUUCCAAUAUCUUUGACUGGUUAAGAAACAUGCGUUCUACGUUGGAAGCAUAUCGACCAAAUGACGGUCAAACACCAGCAAUGUUAAUAGCUCUGGAUAAGAUUACCUCUUGUGAACCUCUUACCUUUAGAAUUAUGGAAAAUCAACAUCUCUGUGAAUGUUGUAUUGAAUUGAUGCUCAAAUUUAUUCGUUAUUACCGUCAAAAUGAAGAUACAUUAUUCUACUGUGUGUCUAUUUGGAAGCAUUUAUUUAGUGUCGCUCAAGACAACAACAUUUGUUUGAGUUGUUUGGAAGGAAAAUCCAAGCGAGAAGAGAUAUGGCUAUCCUUGACAAACAACAUUUUUCGUAUUUGGGAUACAAUUAAGCGUCCUGGUAAAAGUCAUUCGAGGAAGCUUCAGUCGCUGGAUGCUCUGUUGGAAAUGAUGCUUCAAUUUGAUUAUCAUCAAAGCGUCACUACAGGAAUAGAUAAACAACUCCAAAGUCCUUUUGAAAAAUUGUUAAAGCACAUAGUUUCCACUCUUGGAAAUAUUCAUUAUUGGAAACAUGCAUCUCAUGUGGCAGAAAAAAGCAAAGACUUGAUGGCUUUAUACAUUCAAAGAAUGGAUGGUCAGAAGUGGCUUUCACAUUUAAUUUGUUCAAAACUGGCAUAUAUUCUUUUCGAAUUGAAUACCGUCAUUCUAGAAGAUCACUGUGUUAUUGAGAAGGUGGAUCAGAUGUUACUUGAAUUGUGCAAGUGUCUUGCCGAGAAAUUAUCAGAAAGUUGGCUAAAUGUUGUUUCGGAACAUUUGCCUGAUAUGUUGUGUAUCGUAAAUGAAAAUGGCAAAGAUUGUAUAGAGAUAGAACGAAGAGUCAAUGCUUUGGAAGUCGUUGUAUCCAAUUUAGAGUCAUUGCUCGAUCUAACAACAGAACAUAGUGUUGAAGGAUUGUUUGUUUCUAAUGAAAGAGAUUGUCCUCCUAGUUACAUACCUUUGCUAUUGCUUAGUUACGCAUGCUUCAGAAACAUAGUUUUAGAGGACCUUAGUUUAUGCAUUUUGGCUGGAAGAGGUUUGAAAGCAGUAGGAAGAUUUCUCAUUUCACAACUUGCAAAGAAUGUAAGCGAUUCUUCGAUGCAAUAUGACAUUGUGUUGCAACAACUAGUAGAGUCAUGUAACGUGUUGUUGUUUUCACAUUCCUCUUUUGGCAUACAACGGGUAUUGUUUAUGACUAUUGGUACUUGGGUAUACACUUGGUACUCUAUUUGUAGUGAUUCAAGCCGUCGAACUAUUCAGAUACCUUGUUUAGAAUGCUUCUUUCCGAUGAUAUCCUCUAGUUUAAGCAAUAUAGAAGAAAGUUGGUUUGCCAAUAUGGUCCAUUUACAAUUACAUCGUCGUUGUCGUGCGUGUUUAGAAAUCAGUCGCAAAGUGGACGUUUGUCAACCUUUUGCUAAUAUACUCAUGAAAUUUGCUAUUUCAUGGACAUUUCAAAGAUGUUUGGAAUCCAUCAAUGCAACUAGAAAUGGAACAAUGGAGCGUUGGUAUCAAGUAAUGAGUAUAUUGGUCGAUACGAGUGUCCAAAAGAUGGCGUGGCAAGAUUACAAACAUUUUUUGGAAAGAAUACUAAAGAAAUGGAUUCAUAUGAAGAAUUGUAUGCAUCCAACUUCUAAGAAGGAGUGGAAUCUAUGGAUAAAACUUGGCGAGAUUUUCAUUUCUUCGUUACCAAAAUGGAUAGAAUUGGAGAAUAAGAACAGAAAAGAAUUAUACUUGGGAAGGGAUACGAACGACGAUGGAGAUAUUCAUGAGUCACAGCAAUCAGGAGUUGUUUAUGAUCCUUAUCAAAAUUAUAUGGAAGAGAGGUUGAUUCCUCUGAUUGCUCGAGUCUUGAAAGAACUUAGCUACUCCUCAAUCUCUAUUGAAGAGAAGAAAUAUAGCCGUAUCACUCCACAGUUUGCCGAUCUUCUCAUUCGUGCUUUGCAUAGUUUAGAUGAUUCUCAACGAGAAAAAUAUGUCAAUGAGAUUAUACGCUAUUUGACCAGUCAGAUACGUUCCAAGUCUCAGAGACAAAGAGAGUUGGCAAGAAAUUGUUUUUGUACAAUGUUGAAGCAUUGGGGAGUUUCUUAUAUGCGUCGUAUUUAUGAUGCAACGAAGGCCACUUGUCAGGAUGGAUUCCGUGUUUAUGUAUUGCGUUACUCUAUUUUUUAUUAUGUCAAAUGUCUAGCUGAGAAUAAUAUGAUCAUCCAAGAUGCUGAUUUGGUUAGAGAAUGGAUGAAUAUCUUUCAAGAGGAAAUUUCUAGUCUCGUGGAUGAUCAAGAAAAUAGAAUUCCCUAUCAAGAGUGUAAAGAAGUCUCCUCAUUUUAUAUUCAUGAUGCUUUAACUCUAUUGGCGAAGAUUGCACAAGGAAAGGAAUCGUGGGAUUUAUGGAAGUACUUUUUGACGAGUUGUUGUCGAUUGAAUGGAGUAAAAAAUCCUUCCAGGAAGAAACAACUUGUGCGCAAUUUCUUUCCGCAUUUGGUAAAAAGUUUAUUAUCUUGUCCUGAUUUGAAUCAAGCUCUUUGGUUUGUAUAUGCUCUCAUGAAGGAAAAGCAGCCGUUGACGGGAAAAGAUGGACAAAAAGAAGAAAAAUUAUCUUUGGAAGAGUCGUCUAUUCUCCUAUUGGAAUUUGCGUUACAAUUACUUUAUCGUCUACUGAAGCGUUUGAAUAGCCAAGUGAACCCAACUCAAUAUGAGGAUGUAUUGAAGACAUUCUUUCCAAUGGUCAAUCAGUUGUUUCGUACCAAAAACGAAUUUCUUUGUAGCUACAGUUUGAGAGUCAUUCAGUUGUUAUGGAAAGUAACUGCUCUUCCUCGUACACCAAAACACUGGAAUGAUAUCUUUCAAUAUGCUUCCAGUCUUUUAUCAAAUGUCAGUCGGUUGGAUGGAACAGGUUCCUCAAGCAAUGGUGCUUUGGUACAUGCUGCUAUUCGAACUUUGUCAACUAUCAUUACUAAGUUACCUGCAAAUGGUCACAAGAACAAAUCUUGGCAAGAAGAGUAUAUCAUUCCUCUAAUAAGAAUUAUGCAACAGAUAUUUUCUAGUGUUUCAGUAGAUUGGAUGCCUUCACUGUUGCAUUUGAUACGUGUCUUUGUGAAACAUCGUUUGGGCUUUCGUGCUCCUGAAAUGUUUUCACUGAUGAACACACUUUCACAAAUGGCAAUACAGAGUUCUGAAAAGGCAGUUCGUGAAGCUAUCGUGUCUAUAUGGAUCGAUUUCAUUUUACAUUAUCCAAUUCCUGAAAGUGUUUUCCAUGAAUAUGUUCAAUAUUUUGUCAGCAAUUUACAGUAUCCUUACUCCUUUGGAAGACAAGCAUCGGCAAAUAUUCUAUCCAAGUGGUUACUAGAAUCUUCCACUUCUCCUAUUUGGAAAGAAAAGGAAAUCUCCCUCUUUGUUGCGACAAGUGCUCAAAAGGCCAAUGAGGAAGAUUUGCAGGUUAGACAAACUUUUUCCAAUUUGCUAAUCACCCUAUUUUCUUGUAUGGAUGAACAAAGAAGAGUCUAUGUAUUGGAAAUGAUAGAAGAAUGGUCAUCCAAUGAAAAGAAGGAGUUGCAGUUGUUUGCCAUUGUCGUUGUCGAAUGUCUUUGUGAUAUUUCCAAUUUGAGAAAGUCAGAGUUGGCCCUACUGUUGAAAAUAAGUGGAAAGUGUUUGCAAUCGAUGAGUCUCCAAUUCUCAAGUUUGGAAGCUACUGACGUCCAUUUUGCAUUUGGAGCAUUGUUGUCUUGUUUGGAACGAAUUUUGAAGCAUCGACCAGAUUGGAUAGUACGAGAGUCUUUUUUAGAUAUUUAUAAGUGCAUGUGGCAAUAUGAAUUGUUUGCAACGAAUACUUUGUCAGUUCGUAGAAAAUUGGAUAGUCUUAUUGCAAGUUUGUCAUUGUCGCUUGAGACACUGAAUGGAGUACUGGAACGAAAAGCUGAGCAUUUAUUGCUACUAAAUGCUGAAGAUACUUUCUUGGCAACUUUAUUGAAUUGUUGUAUUGACCAUCUGAGUGUAGAUCCUUUGGCAGACGAUACUGCAAAACUUUUAUCAGAAAAUAUUAACCGACUGCUCAAUUGGAUGGAGAAGUUUCGUUCGAAUGAUAUUCGAAAGUCCACCGUGGAACAUAUAAGUCUCGAUUGUUUGAUGAAAUUGUCCAAAAUUGCUUCAGGUCCUAACCUACCUAGUGAUACAUUCGGAACUUUUCGACGUCAAAUUGCUUUAGAACUUGUAAGGGACAGAUUGAAAGUGGCUCAUUCAAUAUGGUCCACCAAUGUGAGCACGGAAGAAUCCUAUGCAAGACCUCUUAUCAGGUUAAUGCUUCGUUGUUGGAGAGAUUUCGGUGAACCACAAAGGCAACAACUGAAUCGGAAGAGGAAAAAGAAAUCUUUGAAAACGAGCCUGGAUGAAACGGAAACAAUUCAACUUGUAUUACAGGAUAUUGAAUCCUUAAGAAGGCAGUUGCAACAAGUGCAACUGGGCAAAGUAAACAAGUCACUUUCUGAACGCAACUGCAUAGAGCUUGUUUCUAAAUUGGUUGAAAGAGGACUAGUGCAAGUGUUGUAUACACAAGAUGGAAGAGAGUACGUGACUUUUGAAAGAUUGCAAGAAGAGGUGCUCGAAGAACUUAAGUUUCACGGGGGAAGACUGAAUCUCAUGGACCUUAUUUCUUUAUUGGGUGUUGAUCUACCUUAUAUUGAAAGCGCUACUGAGAGAAUUUUAAAGAGGGAUAACACACUUCGACUUGAACAAGGAGUUCUUUACAGUCAGACAUACUUUGUUAGUGUUGCCCAAGAAGUAGAAGAGCUUCUUCAAACCAUGAAUUUUACAACUAUUGCAGAUUUAUCUUCAAGGUUUGAUUUGAGGAUGGAUAUGAUGAGCGAAAUAGUACACAAGUAUUUGGAUACUAUUAUUCAUGGCAAAAUUGAGAAAAACAUUAUUUACAAUACUGGAUAUGUUCGACAGUUGGAAGCAACAGUAUUUGGAACUUUGAAAGCUGCUUGUUUACCUGUUUCAUUACAUCAUUUGGCAAAGAGAAUACAUUCAAGUGUGGAAUGGAUAAGAGAGAAUGCGGAGGUUUGGUGUGUACAAAAGAAGUUGGAAGGAUUUUUGCAGGGAAAUGGUGAAAAUACCUUAUUUGUCCCUAAUUUCUUUGAUAGGAAACGAUUUCAGAUCAUCGAAGAGAAUUAUUCACGUAAUCGAUAUGUCGAUUAUCGUUUUCUCAAAUUAUUUUACAUUCAGGAACCCCAGAAAUAUUGCCAAGAGCAUUUUGGUGAUGGUUUUCUGAUUUCAAGUUGUGCUGUUCAUCCAGAAAUGCUGUCUUUUUUAGAGUCAUCUUCUUUAGAUGCUAUAAGAAAUGGCCAUUGGUUGGACUGGAAUCUUAUAUUACCGAUACAUUGGAAAACAGAAGAUCGCCAGAUUCUGUUCUCCUUAACGUCGGAGCUGAAAGCUUGUUGCCUUUUUGAACCUUCAGAGCAACUUAAUCUAUUAAGAACAAAAGGUGAAGACAACAAUGAAAGUGGUGUGGGACUCGUGAUACGUUGGAGAUGGAUAUUUAGUAUUCAGCUGAUACGAAAGUUUUAUAAGCUCUUUUAUGAUUGGAGUAUGAAAGAAGCCUCAAGUUCAUUGAGUGAGGAAAAUAUGCUGGCUUCCGAUGAGUUGUACAAGUUGAAUGCCGAAACACAGUUACAGCAGAGCAAGAAGAAGAGAAAGGGGAAAACAAAGAAGGAAACUGUAGAAGAUAGGUCAACCAAUGAGACAGUGAUUUCCAAACUGAGUUUUUCACUGGAGCACUGUUUGCACUCGCUGCGACAAUACUCAGAGGUGGAACCAAUUUUUGAGUUCGAUGCUUUGGGAAAUACAAGUGAGGAAGACUUAUUGCGAAUUUUGGUGGAAGACAUAUUUUCUAAAGCCUGGGAGGAGAUACGAAGAGAUGUCAUUCGAGAGGCUAGAGAACAUCUCAUACUUGAAACUAAGACAAAGGAUGAAAAGCUUCGCUCAGAAUUGGUGAAGCUUUUGCGGCGACUUUAUUUCUAUUCUCGGAAUCUGAAGAAAUUCUCGGAUCAAAUUGUCGAAGAAGAAGAAAGAGACGUUCUUGAACAGGUUGAUAGCUACAUUUGUCGCACCUUGGGUACCGAAGUUUUGGAAGCAACUGUGACCUAUCUAGGUUUUACUUUAGGCUUUAGAAUUGAAGGACAAACUAUUUCGUCAAAGGAAUGGAGAAAAAUGCUUGAGAAACUUCCUCCAUAUAUGCAAGAAUCUGUAAAAAAGUUGGAAGCAAUUUUUCGAAAUGAGAACAAACAGAACAAGUUGGAGUCAUUUCGCUUGGCAGCUUGGUUACUGGAAUUCUAUGAUAGAUUUAAGAAUUCAGAGGUUCCAGUGGUGCCGAGCUUGUCCUCGCAGGAAACAGAACAUCUUCGACACGAAGAAUUUCAGGAAAUGAAGACUGCUUUGGAAAAUGCAAUGGAAGCACCAGAUAUCCUCUCUAAAGCCUUGAGGAUUAUGUUGGUGAAGCAUUUCGAUGUUUUUAUAAUCUUUCCAGGAAAGAGUAUUCCAAAACUUGUAAAAAUUGUUGAAGCGAGACUACAGUCAUCUCUUAACAACCAAUUACAAAAAGUCUUGUUACGACUUCAUGAAAUUGCGGUGGAUAGUUUGCGUGCAAAGACGGUAAAAGACACAAAAGAACGACAAACACAGAGUGAUAUAAACUCAGAGGAAGCCAUGUCAGUCAUCGAAGAAUUCAAAACCUUGUUAAAUGAUGAACACUAUUUAAAAGAGUGAGCUUGCUACUGAUGACCAACUGGAAGCGGAAUGAAUGAUUAACUGCAUGGCAGACUUUAUAUGUUAUAAAGAACACAAGCCGCGU
Molecule: messenger RNA, 10470 nt
Organism: Galdieria sulphuraria
Lineage: Eukaryota; Rhodophyta; Bangiophyceae; Galdieriales; Galdieriaceae
Exons: 8
Coding region: 150-10385 (3411 amino acids)
Biological process (GO): protein K69-linked ufmylation; response to endoplasmic reticulum stress; regulation of proteasomal ubiquitin-dependent protein catabolic process
Cellular component (GO): endoplasmic reticulum membrane
Molecular function (GO): UFM1 ligase activity
Source: RefSeq, a predicted model, not a curated record